Molecule: messenger RNA, 765 nt
Organism: Hippopotamus amphibius kiboko
Lineage: Eukaryota; Metazoa; Chordata; Mammalia; Artiodactyla; Hippopotamidae
Product: proline-rich protein 36-like
Exons: 2
Coding region: 1-765 (254 amino acids)
Source: RefSeq, a predicted model, not a curated record
AUGGUCUUCAAGGUCCUUCCCAGCCGAGAGCCUGGUACCAACCCGGACACGGCUCCGCCCCUGCCCAGGGGCGUCCCGUCGUGCCCUGCGCCGGGGCUUCUACAGAGGUGGGGGCGCCUCCCGCCUUUCCGCGGUCCCGACCCCGAACUCCUCUCCCCAGUUUUUUCGGGUGCCCUACCCUAUCAACGUCUAGCAUCCCAGCCAAUCACGCGGGCCCGGAGUCUUACCUUCAGUCCACCCUCCUCCCAGUGCCCAGCCGGCCUGAGCGCAAGGCCUUUACCAGGCCAAUCCAAUCAGCGGCCGACUUUGGCCGACCUCACCCCAAUCUCCCUCCCCUCAGCCAAUCCGCGAGCCCCAUGCUCCUGCCCGCCCAGCCAACCCUGGGCCUUGAAAUCAGCGGGCGAAUGGGCGCAGGGCGGCCCUUCAACGCUAACCGCCUGGCCAAUUGGGGAUUCCGCGUGGCCACAGCGGCAGCCAAUCAACAUGGAGCGCGGUGCCGCCGCGGAGAGGUCCGGCCCGAAUAUCCCUCCGCCUUCCUCUCCCCUCCUCUCUCCCUCCCUGCGAGCUGCCGUUCACUCACCGCCUCCCUUCCCUUCUUUCUCCCUCCGCCACCCGAGCACCAGCCGCGCUCUGAGCAGCCCCCGGGGUCCCUCCCCCGCCGUCAGAGGAGCAGCUGCCGCCGCCGCCAGCAGCAAAUUAGGAGGGAGGAAGGAGGAAAGGAGGAAGGAAGGGGAGCUGGAGCGACUACCAAGAGGGAGCCGGUGA